GAGUCCUCUUCCGAUUCGAGCGAUUCCGAUGACGACUCGGAAGACGACUCUGAGGAGGAAGGCUAUGCCGGUAUGAAACCCGAAGACAUCGCGAAAGUUCUCAUGCAGGAAGACUUCAAUGAAGAUGGUCCUUCUACAGGAGCCGGUCCUCUGCGCACUAAGAACGAGGUGCCCGAAGACGAGGAAAAGAUCGAGAGACCCAAUAUCAUCGUGACACCGGAAAUGAAGAUCGAGGAACUUGGAAAAGUGGAGACUAUAAUCGACAACAUGGUCCUCAUCAAAGCCAUCACCUCCGGGGAAUACCAGGUUCUUAGUGAAGGGUCCCUUCUUGUUCUCGAGGACAGGUCCGUCGUUGGCAUUGUCGCUGAUACGCUCGGACGUGUCGAGGAGCCGCUAUACACUGUUCGCUUCAACAGCGCGGGAGAGGUCAAGGAUCUCAAGGUAGCGGAGGGAGGGAAGGUGUUUUACGUACCCGAUCACUCGACAUACGUGUUCACGAAACCCCUGUUGGCACAGAAAGGCACUGAUGCGUCUAACCUUUACGACGAAGAGCCUGCAGAAUCCGAGCAGGAGUUUUCGGACGACGAGGCAGAGGCUCUGUACAAGAGGCGCAAGAAGGAAGAACGCAAGUCGACGAACGGCGACAAGAACGCCGACAAGAACGAC
Tricharina praecox is the source of this 666-nucleotide messenger RNA. RefSeq names its product Gar1/Naf1 RNA binding region-domain-containing protein. The record is from RefSeq and is a predicted model, not a curated record. Lineage: Eukaryota; Fungi; Ascomycota; Pezizomycetes; Pezizales; Pyronemataceae. The annotation marks the transcript as partial. Gene Ontology annotation, molecular function: RNA binding. Gene Ontology annotation, biological process: box H/ACA snoRNP assembly; ribosome biogenesis; pseudouridine synthesis. Gene Ontology annotation, cellular component: sno(s)RNA-containing ribonucleoprotein complex. The transcript has a single exon.